This is a messenger RNA of Marasmius oreades (fairy-ring Marasmius), 2913 nucleotides long. RefSeq lists its product as uncharacterized. Gene Ontology annotation, cellular component: aggresome; amphisome. Gene Ontology annotation, molecular function: protein kinase C binding; zinc ion binding; K63-linked polyubiquitin modification-dependent protein binding. The transcript has 13 exons. The record is from RefSeq and is a predicted model, not a curated record. NCBI's taxonomy places the organism in Eukaryota, Fungi, Basidiomycota, Agaricomycetes, Agaricales, Marasmiaceae. Bases 1 to 2913 code for a protein of 970 amino acids. Gene Ontology annotation, biological process: mitophagy; endosome organization; aggrephagy.
AUGCAUCGUCGACCGGAUUCACCAUUACUGGUCAAGUGUAGUCUUCAGGAUGGUCACAGCAAAAAAAUCCGCUUCAAGUCGGCAAAGAAUUGCACCUAUGAAACGCUCAAGAGAAGGGUGGAACAAUGUUUCGCUCUACAAUCUAACUACGCGAUACAAUACACUGACGAUAAUGGGGAGACUACAGAGAUAGAUGGAGAGGAGGAGCUCACGGAGGCCAUCCAUUAUUUUCAAUUUGGAACAGACGAUACCCAGUCAAUGUCUUCCGCUGCAUCUUUUCUGUCCGGGCGAAGCCUCGGAAAGGGGAUUAUUUUGCGCGUGAUAGUCACCGUAGAUGGUCUUAGCUUGUCAGACUCGGGCUCGCUUGCCAGCCUCGAGGAGUAUCAGGGCCGGAAUAGAAGCGAAACUUCAUUCUCACUGGGUGCACCCUCAGUUGAUCUCGAUGAUGAUUCGGUGACCGUCAGCUCCCGGGAUACAGGAAGCCCUUCGCAUGGCGAGCAGGUCUCCUCAGGUACCUUGGCACCACCGGUAUAUAGACGUGAUCAAACUUCCAAUCUUACAACGGGGCCUCGCGGAGGUUCAUCCUCAUCGUGGACAUCUCUUCCACACCAUGAUCCAGCGUCGGCUACUCAAGCAAACACAUCCAUUGCUUCCUCCCUUCAGCUCAAGGACCCCUCCUUGGAUGGUCACCGUUUAUCCGCAUCCGUGAGUUAUCCUGAAGACCCGUCAGCCGUUCUCGAACGACUGAAGCUUCUGGAGGUUCGGGACUCGAGCACAAACCAAGGUCCUCUCAUCAGCGAUGAUCGUGGUGCUGCUUGGCUCAGAGAUCAGAACGAGCGUGCGAUCCGCACGAGAUUGGGAACACUUCCCGAACCAUCUGAAUCCGAUGGCGAAUCUCGAGUGCCAGAAGAGGAUCACGAUCAGCUGGGAGAUCUUGCUCUCGAGCAAGAUGACCGAGGGAGGUAUUACUACUCGUACAACUCCACUGGAUCACAAAAUCUCGAAUCUGGACUGGACGAAGGUGGCUAUGACCCGAGCAUUGCCGAGGAUGUAGGUGCUAAACCUCGGCCAACGUCGAGGCAGCUCAAUUGGUUGGCUUCACAGCGCACUGCGAGUGAACCGUUACCAGAACGACCUCCAGAACGACCUCCAGUACAACCAUUUCACUCGGAUCCGUCUAUGGAGACCAUCAUCCCGGAUGAACUCCUUCAGUACGUCGAGAUCCGACCUCCUCCACCUGACAGUAUAACGGAUUGCUCUCAAUGUGGUGCCUUAUUGGAGAACAUGAAAUAUGUGUGUACCACUUGUGGUGAGAAGGAACCAAGCUCUCGUAGUAAAGGAAAAGCUCGAGGUCCCUCACUCGAUAUGUCCUUCGCAUAUCCUCCUCAACCACGCGAUUCCUUGCAUUCUUUAUUAUCACCAUCAUUCUCUAGUUCGUCUAAAACAUACGUUGAUAGCGACUCAAUAUAUUCCGAGGAUCGAAAAGGGUCGCACAAACAGUACAAACCACUACCUGCACUACCGCAAAAUAUCUCACAGCAACCCCCACCGCUCAAAAGUGCGGAAUCGAAUCAUUGUGGUUAUGAGCUUUGCGCUUCAUGCAUCGAAUAUGCUGGGGUAGAGCAUGCUAUCGAAGCAGGACUUGCUCCGGACUCUUCGCCAACCGUGUCUGGCUGGUCGCCAACUUCCCCUGAGGAUGAGCAACGAGCUUUACAAUGGAGAAGAGCUGCCCCCACCCAAAAAGGACAAUUGCGUCACGCAUAUCUGGAACAGUAUUGGGGUCACCACGGCUGGAUGAACAUAGAGCACGAGCAAUCUAACUUCAUUAAUUGCUCCGCAUGUGGCUCACCUUCACCUCUUCAAAAAUCCUACAAGUGCGCUUCAUGCGUCAAGUUUCUUCUCUGCAGAGCUUGCUAUAGCCAGGUUCACGACCUCCACCCUUCGCAUGCUUUCCUUGUUAUGCCUGAGAAGCCUCUGAGUGCCUAUAGUGAGCCUGACAUCUAUCACAAUCCGGAUCCCGGAGAGGAGGAAUCUAUGGUACAUCCUGGUGUCAAGUGCUAUCACUGCAUGCAGGAUAUCGUCGGAGCCAGAUUUCAUUGUGCUAUUUGCGAUUCCGUGGAUAUUUGUUCGAAUUGUGAUGCGGCCGGCCUUCCAGGAAACCUCGACUCAGACGACGGGGAUCAUAAUUCAUCCCAUAUCACGAUAAAGAUACCGUUCCCGCUCGAGAGGACAGAGGUCCAAACGCUCAGUCGGAGAGCGACUUAUAUGUGGACAAGACAUCCCGCUAACAAUGUUCGGCGAGCAGGGUCUGGCAAGGCUAAAUCUGAGAUAUCGUCUUAUGCACGAACUGUGGUCGGAAACCCUCAUGGCUCAGAGCCAGACGAUAACCACACUCUCUUCUGCAAUGGCUGUAAUAAGCUGAUACGUGGCAUUCGCUACCAAUGUGGAAGUUGUCCUUCGUCGCCGACAGCGUACAGUCUGUGUUCCGAUUGUGAAAAGAGCUCGUAUAUACUUCACGAUUCCAACCAUAUCUUUUUCAAAUUGAAACGCCCAGUCGAUCGACCCAUGGAGUUUGAACAUGCUUUGGUACCUCCACUAUAUACCGUACCUGCGGGUCCAUCAGACGGCCCCAAUCCUGAGGAUCUGGAAGACUACUUGAGAACAUUGACGCAUCAGUUCGCUCUGUGCGAUCGUCAUAUGAAGAACAUUACUGGUGUAUGGUACCGAUGUGCCUAUUGUGGUAAAGAUUUCUGCGACGAAUGCGAAGCGGUCGACACGCAUAACGACACUCAUGUCUUCCUGGUGUUCAAAUCCCAUGUUGAUUUGAAAGCUUUCAAGUCGCUAGCUGAGCUGGAUAACCCUCUUGGGAGUCCACCAGUGAUACCGUAUGCGGUAUAUCGAUCAAACAGAUGA